AUGCCGGGUCUUUGUGACAGUAGUGGAAACACUUAUCCAGUUCAAAUUCAAACUUCAUGUAACUUAUGUGAAUCAUCCCUCCCCUCAUGGGUAUUGGAGACUGGAUCUGUAUUCUUACAUGGUUAUGACAAAGAAGGAAACAAGCUGUUUUGGUUUAAGGUGAAGCUGCACGUGAAAGAUUCCAAAACGGUCUUGGAGAGAAAGAAGUAUGUUGCUUUUUGGUUAGAGCGCUAUGCAAAAAGGGAGCCUGGAAAACCUUUAACAGUAGUAUUUGACAUGGUAGAAACCGGAAUAAGCAAUAUAGAUAUGGAUUUUGUACGGUUUAUAAUCAACUGUUUCAAGGUGUACUAUCCUAAAUAUCUGUCCAAAAUUGUUAUUCACGAAAUGCCUGGCAUCAGUAAUUCUGCCUGGAAAUUGGUGAAGAGUUGGCUUGGGCCAGAUGCUGUACGGUUGCUCAGAUUUGUAACUAGGAGUGAGGUACAGGACUAUAUCAGUGUGGAGUAUCUACCACCGCAUAUGGGUGGAAUAGAUCCCUUUAAAUACAGCUACCCCCCACUACCUGAUGAUGACUUCCAGUCUCCAAUCUGUGAAAAUGGACCUUAUGCAAGUGACAGUGAAAUGGAGGCAAAAGAAGAGACUGAAUCAGAAAGUAAAGAAACUAUAGAUUCAAAUCAUGGAGAUGAAUCGCCACCCAGGCAGAAAAAGGUACUUGCAUCUUACUGUUUUUAUCCAUCAGAAGAACUCCAUUUUGGCUCCAAGGAACGAGAAGAAAGAAAGUGUUUAAUAGUCCUAAGCAAUGUGACUAAAAAUCACGUGGCCUUUAAGGUCAGAACAACUGCUCCAGAGAAAUACAGAGUAAAACCAAGUAACAGUAGUUGUGAAGCAGGCUCAUCAGUUGAUAUUAUAGUUUCCCUUCACGGAGGUUUUGAAGCUUCCCCACAAGAUCGUUUUUUGAUUAUGGCAGCUGAGAUGGAUCAAAGUUCUGGUACAAGUUCUUCAGAUCUAAGCCAGUUCUGGAAGGAAGUGCCCAGAAGCAAAGUAAUGGAACACAGGUUAAGAUGUCAUGUGGUGGUGAGCAAUAAGCCUGUUCUUCUGCCAUUCAGAGAAAAUGUAUUGAACAGCAGUGCACCAGUGAAGAACAGUGACGAUUUAAAUGCAAAGCUGACCAAUCUAGUGAUGGCAAAUAAAAGGCUCGGAGAACAAAUUGACCGAUGCAUCUGGCUUCAGCAGCUUCUGAUCUCUCUAGUUUGUAUAUCCUUAACCAUUGCCUGCUACACCCUCUACAUCUUGCCCACAAACAGCCAGUGAAAGACUUUGUUGUUCAGAAGGUAACCAGAACCAUGCUGCCUGUUCUCGUCUGUGGAAGAAUCCAAGGAGUCAGCCUCUUUGCUCUGAAAUGAUGAGCAAUUUAUUUAAGUGCUUACAUUAAGUACCACUCACAGGUCCUUAACAUGGGUUCACCCUGACAUUUGUUUGGCACUGAAUAUUAAAGUACACUAGAAUGUGACAGCCAUAAUUUAAACUGCCUCAGCAAAAGAACUACUACACAACUUUUAAAGUAACACACAGAAGUAUCAUAGUUGACAUAAAUAUUUCAGCAGUUUCCACUUGUUUAUAUAUAUAUAUAUAUAUAUAUAUAUAUACACACACACUUAAUACAUUACUUCAUUUUAUCUUAUAAAUGGUAUCAGAAAUAUGAGUGUUUUUUCCUUGAGAAGUAGUGUUCUAAAGAUGUUUUGUCAACAGUUCUGAAUAUGUUCAUUCAAACAAAAAAAUCACAAGAAUGUAAAUUAAUUGCAUUUGCUAUUUGCAAUUUAAAAUUGCAGUGCUAGUUUGAUACUAGUGCCGUGUAAGUAUUGGACAAACAGAUUUAGUACUCCUGUAAAGGCAACACUUGUAUUUGUGUUUAUAACCAGUUCUGUGUUGUAAAGAUUAUGUAACAUUGUAGGAUCGCUUGAAGAAUAAUGCACUAAACUAGUUUUUCUGUGUUUUAACAGUUCUUUUUCAUAAUUGUAGGAUGACUAUUGACAUUUUGAGAAUUUUGAAGUAAUUUAUGAUAUCUGAAUAACAAUUUUUGAAGUAAUUUAUACUGUUUGAAUAACAUGUCUUCUGACAAAAUCAAGUGCAUUAUAGUUUCCAAAGGUAGAUAUUUAUGGGAAGUGCUUUGAAAACCUGGCCUUAAGUCUGCUAAUUUUUGCAAGUACUCGUAAUAAUAUAAUAAGAGCUACACUCUCCUUUAUUGUGCUGCAGUUAUACAGAUUAGUGUACAUGUUUUGUAAUUCUUUUCAGUGAGCACUUUUUCAUUCAUUUUAAAUAGUUUCAAAACCUGGUAAUACCUGCUGAUCUGAAGAAAACCUGCAAUGAAGUGAAGUGGGUAACCUUGAAAUUAUUUGCUUUGAUUGUUACAUUAUUGCACUUUGUGGAUGUCUUCAGGUAACUUAGACAUACAGACCAUAAAGCUGAAGUAUUGAAAUUAAAACAUUUAUACCUGCCACAGGGGAA
Messenger RNA from Protopterus annectens (West African lungfish), 2502 nucleotides. RefSeq names its product motile sperm domain containing 2 (gene MOSPD2). Bases 1 to 1308 code for a protein of 435 amino acids. The transcript has 13 exons. NCBI's taxonomy places the organism in Eukaryota, Metazoa, Chordata, Ceratodontiformes, Protopteridae. The record is from RefSeq and is a predicted model, not a curated record.